AUGGGCGGCCACGGGGGUCUCAACAUUCUGCCGCAAAAGCGCUGGCACGUAUACAGGGAUGACAACCGUCUGCGGGUUCUUCGGGAUGAGAGUGCCUUCCAAGCUGCAGUGGCAGCCGAGCGCCAGCAGCAGCAGCGUCGAGUCCUUACGGAUGUCGUCAUUCGGCUGAAGCGCAGGAAGCAGGCGGCAGCGACGGAGACAGAGGCCGACGCAGCAGAAGAGACAGCAGCUCCAGCGGCCUCUCGCUCUGCAGUAGCAGCGGGUUCUGCUGCUUUGCAGGCUUGUACGGAGGAGAGAGCUCUUGACGAGCUUCAGCGAGGGGCACUUGAUGCACGGGUAGGCGCUGCGAGAGGGUCACAACAGAAAGCCUUACGCGAAGCUUUCGGCAUGCCUGCAGCGGGUUUAUCGACCGAUGCAGACACAGCUUCUGUCGGGGGGGGGGCCUUGCAGCCUCUACCCCGCAAUGUGGCGCGUGCGACGGCGGCUUUCACGAGGCAAGAAGUGCAGUCGCUCGAAAGGCUGCCAGCAUUCGCCUCUGCAGCAAGCCGCCCGACGUGCACCGACAGAAACUCUGAGGGUCCAACCCUGGCGAGGCCUCUGACUGCACGUGGAGGCCGUGUUGGUCCUCUAGGUCGCUCAGGCGAAAGGCAUUUGAACUUCUUUGCCGAGGCAGAACGGCUCGUGCAGCGGCACGACAAGGAGCGGGAAAAGUACAUGCUGCAGGCGGGGCACAGCAACAGCCGGAGGAGCGAGUUCUCUGAAAUCGCGAGGGAAAUGAAGACGCUGUGGUAUGAGCAAGAACUGCCUUCAAACAGAAUUGCGAGGGAAGCGAGGGAAAUGAAGGAAGCCUCGGGUAGCGGCGGCAGUGCCAGCAGCAACACUUCUCAUGUAGUGGAAGCAGCUGCGGCAGAAGCCAUGAGACGCAUGAGGGCCUUGCAGCAAGGCCCUCAUGCGUCUCUUAAUGAGGGCCCCCCUGUAGCGCCUACCGCGGCUUUGCAGCAUCAGGGGGACGCCAGGGAGGAGGCAUGCGUAAGCGUGAGCUCGGAGAGCAGUGACAGCGAAGUAUGCAUUGUGGAAGAGCGAACUGCGAAGGAUACGCCAGACAGCGAGACCUACAGCACCAGCAGGAAGGCGGGAAAGAAGAGGAAAAGGAAGGGCCUCUCUGCGCACUCAGACACCGAGAGUCGCAAAGAACGAAAACUUUUGCGACGAAUGAAACGGAAAUGGAUGCUGCAGGCUCUUGAGCUGCAGACGAGGGCAGAAGCAAUGGGCCAGCAAGCAGGGGACCCUGGCUCGAAUUGA
Messenger RNA from Cyclospora cayetanensis, 1302 nucleotides. RefSeq lists its product as uncharacterized. The transcript has a single exon. Lineage: Eukaryota; Apicomplexa; Conoidasida; Eucoccidiorida; Eimeriidae. Bases 1 to 1302 code for a protein of 433 amino acids. The record is from RefSeq and is a predicted model, not a curated record.